This is a messenger RNA of Bipolaris sorokiniana ND90Pr, 1089 nucleotides long. RefSeq lists its product as uncharacterized. Gene Ontology annotation, cellular component: nucleus. Gene Ontology annotation, molecular function: DNA binding. NCBI's taxonomy places the organism in Eukaryota, Fungi, Ascomycota, Dothideomycetes, Pleosporales, Pleosporaceae. The transcript has a single exon. The annotation marks the transcript as partial. The record is from RefSeq and is a predicted model, not a curated record.
AAAGCGUAUGACGUGCCAAAAUCAACACUCCAGACGCGUCUCCGCGGUGUCCAGCCACGGUCAGAGAUUGCGUCUACUAGGCGCAAGCUAUCACUUAUUGAAGAGCAGUCUCUUGUUCAGUGGAUUCUAGAGCUUGACCGACGUGGAUUUCCACCACAUAUCAUUGACGUGCGACGAAUGGCAGACACUCUACUCGCCGCGCGUGGCCAGAAUCCACCACCACCACCUAUAGGCAAAUGCUGGGUGCCGCGCUUUAUUCAGAGCCAGCCAGAGCUUCAGACAAAGUGGAGUCGGAGAUUCCAUAGCCAGCGCGCCCAGUGUGAGGAUCCUGUCGCAAUUACAGCGUGGUUUAAGCUAGUAGAGGAGACGCGCCAGGCGUACGGCGUCCUAGACCAGGAUAUCUAUAACUUUGACGAGACUGGAUUCGCUAUGGGCGUCGCUGCAACGUCGAAAGUCGUGACUAGCUCUAAUAGAGUUGGUCGGGCAGUUGUCGUACAGCCAGGCAAUCGUGAGUGGGUAACAGCAAUCGAGUGCGUUAACGCGUCUGGCUGGUCUCUUCCACCUUUCAUAAUCCUGUGUGGUAAAGUCCACCAGAGUAGCUGGUAUCACGACCUCCCAUCAGAAUGGACUGUCGGCGUCUCAGACAAUGGCUGGACAACAGACGAGCUUGGCGUAGAGUGGGUGAAGCACUUCAACCGACAUACAGCGUCUCGUACAGCUGGAGUCCAUCGUCUUCUUAUCCUAGAUGGCCACGGCAGCCACGCUACACCAGAAUUCGACCAGUACUGUGCCGAGAACAAGAUUAUCACUCUCUGCAUGCCGCCUCACACGUCUCAUCUCCUCCAGCCGCUUGAUGUAAGCUGCUUCUCGCCUCUUAAGCGCGCAUAUGGGCGUGAGAUUGAGGAGCUCGCCCGCCAAGGCGUCCACCACGUUGACAAGAUAGACUUCCUCACUAUCUAUACACAGAUCCGGCCGAGAGUCUUCACGCAGCAGAACAUCCAGGCAGGCUUUCAGGCGACAGGCCUUGUCCCUCUCUGUCCCAAGCGUGUCCUAUCGUCGCUUACAGUUGUCCGCACGCCAUCUCCACUA